GACGGGCUGACAUCUUCUGGCUGUCUGGCUGGACCUUAAGCUCGGCACCUUGACUCCGGGGCCAUCCUCUCUGCCUGCUGGAAGGGGGUCUUCAAACCGGAAGGGAAUGCUCACAUGUGUCCAUGGCCGCCAUAAGGGUGUGCUGUGGGAGGGACAGUCCCGCCACAGCACCUGUCACCCCUCCUGCCACAGGGAGGGCCAGGUCAGGAGCGGCGGCUGUGUGCAGGGCCCCCCUCGACAUGUCUGCAGACCCAGGGAGACCUUCCCAGAAAGUGGGGCCUGACAAGGACUGAAUGCUGGAGCCUUGUGGAAGGAGAAGGAAGAGGAAGGGGACAGGCAUUUACGGAGCAUUAGGUUCACGAGCCCACUGAAUUUGCACGGCCCUUGAGGAGACAGCUGCACCCCCACUUUACAGAUGGGGAAAUGGAGGCAUGGAUUGGAACUCAGGUGAGGAGGCAGGGAGUGGGUGAGCAGGACUCCUUUUUGGACAGACAAGACCAGAGGGUGAAGCAGGAAUAACUCGCCCCUCCCCCCCACCUCCCCAGCAAGAAAACCUUCUCGACAAACAGGAGAAGCCAAGCAGGACUGAGCGCCGCCCGCCCCUCCCAACAUCUUUCCAAAGAGAGGCAUGUGGGGCCUGACAGCUCAGCAGCGCAUGUCAGCAGCUCCAGCCCCGUGGUGAACAUCUGAACUCCUCAGCGGGGUAAUGGACCCCCUCCUUCCCCCCGGAGACACAGCCUGAGUGGCAGGAAUACCGAGUCUUUGGAGAGUGGCUCCCUCUCAGCUCUGUCACGCAAGACCGCUCUCUGCACCGGAGCCCAUUCUGCCAAGUGACUUAAAGGGAUUUAAAAAAAAAAAAAAAACAAAACUUGGUGAAGAAAAGGGGGUAAAAGCCACGCAGAAGCCUUUCAGAGGAGGUGGCGGCCAACAGACAAAAGGGCAAAAGUUGGAAGAGGACAGCGAGAGGCCACCUUGGCAGGAUGGACACCAGGCUCUAGGGCAUGCCUGGGGAGGAGGGGCCCAGAACACCGUCCGGCAGCACAAGGGAGUCCCGGGGCUGCAGGGGGUGCCUCUGCAGGCCCCUCAUGCACGCCCCUCACUCCGGGGGGAGAGGCCAGCAGCGCCUGGAGCCUGUGGGACAGAGCAUGCUACUCCAGCCCUGCAGCCAAGUCUGAGCGCGAGGAGCCCCGCAGAGCAGAGCACGGGGGUCCUGCCCGCUCCCCGGGGUGCCCCUAGCUCCACGCAACACCCCAGCUCUGUGGCCUGCACCUGCAUGCCAGGGCCGCGGGAUCGUAAUGUGAGUGUGUCCAGGCCCACCUCAACCGGAAGCAUCCAGAACAGAGACCCCAGCCAGACCCAGCAGGCUCCGGGGCUGCAGCUCAGGAGGUGUUGAGGCUCCCCAUCAGGCGGGGCCCGGCGCCCCCAGCCACCCACCAUGGUGGUGGCACACCCCCCCGCCACCGCCACCCCCGCUGCCACCGUCACGGCCACCGUCGUGAUGACCACGGCCACCAUGGACCUGCGGGACUGGCUUUUCCUCUGCUGCGGGCUCAUCGCCUUCCUGACGGAGGUCAUCGACAGCACCACCUGUCCCUCGGUAUGCCGCUGUGACAACACCUUCAUCUACUGCAACGACCGGGGACUCACUUCCAUCCCCGCUGACAUCCCUGACGAUGCCACCACCCUCUACCUGCAGAACAACCGGAUCAACAACGCCGGCAUCCCCCGGGACCUCAAGACCAAGGUCCACGUGCAGGUCAUCUACCUGUACGAGAAUGACCUGGACGAGCUCCCAGUUAACCUGCCCCGCUCCCUGCGGGAGCUACACCUGCAGGACAACAACGUGCGCACCAUCGCCAGGGACUCACUGGCCCGCAUCCCGCUGCUGGAGAAGCUGCACCUGGACGACAACUCCGUGUCCACUGUCAGCAUCGAGGACGAUGCCUUUGCCGACAGCAAGCAGCUCAAGCUGCUCUUCCUGAGCCGGAACCACCUGAGCAGCAUCCCCUCAGGGCUGCCCCGCACGCUGGAGGAGCUACGGCUGGACGACAACCGCAUCUCCACCAUCCCGCUGCACGCCUUCAAGGGCCUCAACAGCCUCCGGCGCCUGGUGCUCGACGGCAACCUGCUGGCCAACCAGCGCAUCGCCGACGACACGUUCAGCCGCCUGCAGAACCUCACUGAGCUCUCGCUGGUGCGCAACUCCCUGGCCGCCCCGCCCCUCAACCUGCCCAGUGCCCACCUGCAGAAGCUGUACCUGCAGGACAACGCCAUCAGCCACAUCCCCUACAACACGCUGGCCAAGAUGCGCGAACUGGAGCGCCUGGACCUGUCCAACAACAACCUCACCACGCUGCCCCGCGGUCUGUUCGACGACCUGGAGAACCUGGCCCAGCUCCUGCUGCGCAACAACCCCUGGUUCUGCGGCUGUAACCUCAUGUGGCUGCGCGACUGGGUGAAGGCGCGGGCGGCCGUGGUCAACGUGCGGGGCCUCAUGUGCCAGGGCCCCGAGAAGGUCCGGGGCAUGGCCAUCAAGGACAUCACCAGCGAGAUGGACGAGUGCUUCGAGACGGGCUCACAGGGAGGCGCGGCCGAUGCUGCUGCCAAGACCACGGCCAGCAACCACGCCUCUGCCACCACACCCCAGGGCUCACUCUUCACCCUCAAGGCCAAGAGGCCGGGGCUGCGCCUCCCCGACUCCAGCCUCGACUACCCCAUGGCCACGGGCGAUGGCGCCAAGACCCUGGUCAUCCACGUGAAGCCCCUGACGGCGGACUCCAUCCGCAUCACAUGGAAGGCCACGCUCCCUGCCUCCUCUUUCCGGCUCAGCUGGCUACGCCUGGGCCACAGCCCAGCUGUGGGCUCCAUCACGGAGACACUGGUGCAGGGGGACAAGACGGAGUACCUGCUGACGGCUCUGGAGCCCAAGUCCACCUAUAUCAUCUGCAUGGUCACCAUGGAGACCGGCAACACUUACGUGGCUGACGAGACGCCCGUGUGCGCCAAGGCCGAGACGGCAGACAGCUCCGGCCCCACCACCACGCUUAACCAGGAGCAGAACGCAGACCCCAUGGGGGGCCUGCCCCUGGCGGGCAUCAUCGGUGGUGCCGUGGCCCUCGUCUUCCUCUUCUUGGUCCUGGGGGCCAUCUGCUGGUACGUGCACCGGGCCGGUGAGCUGCUGACCCGGGACCGGGCGUACAAUCGGGGCAGCCGGAAAAAGGACGACUACAUGGAGUCCGGGACCAAGAAGGAUAACUCCAUCCUGGAAAUCCGAGGCCCCGGGCUGCAAAUGUUGCCCAUCAACCCUUACCGCGCCAAAGAGGAGUACGUGGUCCACACCAUCUUCCCCUCCAACGGCAGCAGCCUCUGCAAGGGCACGCACACCAUUGGUUAUGGCACCACACGGGGCUACCGGGACGGCGGCAUCCCCGACGUAGACUACACCUACACAUGAUGCCAGCCGCACGGCCGCCUCCGCCCCAGCUCCCGCCGCCCCCCCGGCCUGGCAACGACGUGGCUCUGCCCAGCCUGCUGCCAUCCCAUAGAGCAAGGAGAAGGAAUUCCACGAUGACUUUCCCAGCAGAAAGCAAAGUUUGGGAAGGGGCGACGAUUUUACGGAACACAACAGUGGAAAAAAAAGAUUUUUUUCUUUUCUAAAGAAGAGACGGUAGGAGGGGGAUUUGACGUUGCUGAAGACAUAAUUUAUACCAAAUUAUGCCAGUUGGGGAGGGAAGGACUAAAAAUAAUAUUGCAGGAAGGGUUGGGUCAGGGUUUUGUUUUUUUUUCCCCUGAACUGGAAAGACACCACCUGUAUAGUGUCUGUCUACGCCUCGCGCUCCGUUCAAGGCCGUCACAAAAGAACCGGCAGAGAGCACAGCCAACACGCGAAGCCCCCACGCAGCUCUCGCUGCCGGCUCCUCGCUAGUGACAACGACAUGAGGGAAGGUUUUCAGGCUCCUCACAAAGGAGAGGGGGAAGAAAAGAUCUUUUUGCUAUGGAGAUAUUGUCCUGAAACCUCUUCCCUGGUUCUUUCCGUACCGUUUCCCUUACAGAUUUGCAGAAAGAGCACGUCUUUCACUGCAUUCUUUGAACAAUGGUGUAGUCAAUUAAAAAGCAAACUUUCUUUUUCCUAUA
This is a messenger RNA of Leptonychotes weddellii (Weddell seal), 4134 nucleotides long. It is a transcript of the gene FLRT1, whose product is annotated as fibronectin leucine rich transmembrane protein 1. Lineage: Eukaryota; Metazoa; Chordata; Mammalia; Carnivora; Phocidae. Gene Ontology annotation, molecular function: protein binding. The record is from RefSeq and is a predicted model, not a curated record.